Molecule: messenger RNA, 357 nt
Organism: Cylicostephanus goldi
Lineage: Eukaryota; Metazoa; Nematoda; Chromadorea; Rhabditida; Strongylidae
Source: the annotation of a GenBank genome assembly
AUGGUAGGGUUGUAUUCCGAUGGUUUACCAGAUCUAAACUGGUUCCUAAAUAUUGCUGCCUCGCCCUGUUCACCAACCCUACUCGCCCCAAAGAAGAGCUCACCAGCGUUACCGAAAAAGAAGCGAAAAUCAUAUCAUCCCAAUCAACACGUUAUCGAUCCAACCGCUCAAGUCGACUACUAUGCCACCAAUCUGAAGCCUCCGUUAAGCUACGCACAACUGAUAAUGGAUGCCAUGGCCGAGCGACAAGUGGACAAAAUCACUUUAUCUGAAAUUUAUGAUUAUGCUGCAAGACGAUACGCUUACUACAGGAGUUCUAAAGGACCUUGGAAGGUACACAGUCUACGGUACACUUAA